AGACUCCUUGUGAACAUAAUUUUAUUGGGGAUUCCUGCCUCUUUCUGUCUGGAUCCUUUAAAGGUGUGCCAAAGAGGGACUCCAUGAAAGAUGACAGAAGAAGUUAUUGUUAUAGCCAAGUGGGAUUAUACUGCACAACAGGACCAAGAACUUGACAUCAAGAAGAACGAGCGUCUUUGGCUACUGGAUGAUUCCAAAACAUGGUGGAGGGUAAGAAAUGCGGCCAACAAAACGGGAUAUGUGCCAUCAAAUUACGUGGAGCGAAAGAACAGCUUGAAGAAAGGCUCCCUGGUUAAAAAUCUAAAAGACACAUUGGGUUUGGGUAAAACAAAAAGGAAGACAAGUGCACGAGAUGCUUCACCUACUCCUAGUACAGAUGCAGAAUAUCCAUCCAACGGUAGCAGUGCAGACCGGAUUUAUGACCUUAACAUCCCAGCUUAUGUUAAAUUUGCCUAUGUGGCAGAGAGGGAGGAUGAGCUGUCUCUUGUUAAAGGAUCCCGAGUCAUUGUUAUGGAAAAGUGCAGUGAUGGCUGGUGGAGAGGUAGCUACAAUGGACAGAUUGGCUGGUUUCCUUCGAACUACGUGAUGGAGGAAGUUGAGGAAGCAACUGCAGAUUCCCCAAGUUUUCUAAGUUUAAGGAAAGGUGCAUCCAUGAGUAAUGGCCAGAGCUCAAAAGUACUCCAUGUUGUUCAGACACUGUAUCCAUUCAGCUCCGUCACAGAAGAAGAGCUCAAUUUUGAAAAGGGGGAAACAAUGGAAGUCAUUGAAAAACCAGAAAAUGACCCAGAAUGGUGGAAAUGUAAAAAUUCCCGGGGGCAAAUUGGUCUUGUUCCUAAAAACUAUGUGGUAAUCUUAAGUGAUGGUCCUGCCAUUAACACUUCCCAUCCACCUCAGAUAAGCUAUACAGGGCCAUCUUCUACAGGACGGUUUGCUGGAAGAGAGUGGUAUUAUGGGAAUGUUACACGGCAUCAAGCAGAAUGUGCCCUAAACGAGAGGGGAGUGGAAGGGGACUUCCUUGUUAGAGAUAGUGAAUCUUCGCCCAGUGACUUCUCAGUAUCUCUAAAGGCAUCAGGGAAGAACAAACAUUUCAAGGUGCAGCUCGUGGACAAUGUCUAUUGUAUUGGCCAGCGUCGAUUUCAAACAAUGGAUGAAUUGGUGGAACACUACAAAAAAGCUCCCAUCUUCACCAGUGAACACGGGGAAAAGUUGUAUCUUGUAAAAGCACUUCAGUGACGUUGAAGAUAGACUAUGCCGCCUAGGCCUCUUAUAACUUUCAAGCCUUAGGUCCUAAUUCACUUUUAUAGAGCAGAGCAAUCUACUCCCUGGAGCAGGCUUAAAGAAUGGGCUCUUUCACAAGUGUUUGCUCUGGUUGUUGUUGUCCUUUUUUGGUUUUGUUUUGUUUGCCUAUUUUGUCUUUUUGGUUCUGUUAAUCUCAGAUGACCUUCCCUCAGGUUGAAAAUUUCACUUAAAUGGACGUUGUAAGCACUCACUUUCAGGCCUGAGUUCUAAACUCCCCUCUUCUGUGUACGUUUACAUAGUUAGUUCUGAUAAACGAGGGGUGUUUUCAAUUCAAGACAGUGUUAAUCUGUUCAAAUUGCUCAUGCUGACGGAACUGUUCAUUGAAAGACAUCGGGCACAGUUUGAAUGCACUGAAGCUGCAGCUAAUUAAA
This is a messenger RNA of Pelodiscus sinensis (Chinese soft-shelled turtle), 1670 nucleotides long. Lineage: Eukaryota; Metazoa; Chordata; Testudines; Trionychidae. The record is from RefSeq and is a predicted model, not a curated record.